CGCGCCAUAAUCGGCAGUCCACCUUUGUGUACUCUGCAGAGCAGCUCGGAGAUACGAGGACAAGUGUUUGCACUUUCUUUUUCCAUCACGUUCAACUGGAAAAAUGCCGUCCCGUGGAGAAGAUAUCCUCAAAGGCUUUCAAGUUAAUUGGAUGAAUUUGCGGGAUGCUGACAACGGGAGAAUUCUCUGGCAGGGUAAUGAAGACUUAUCAGUACCUGACGUAGAGCAUGAGGCGAGAGUACCGAAGAAGAUCCUGCGCUGUCGUGCGGUAUCGAGGGAAAUCAAUUUCAGUUCUUCAGAACCGAUGGAAAGGUUUCGUCUGGAGCAGAAAGUAUUAUUCAAGGGUCGUUGCUUGGAGGAGUGGUUCUUCGAGUUUGGAUUCGUUAUCCCCAACAGCACCAACACGUGGCAGAGUUUGAUCCAAGCUGCACCGGAGAGUCAAAUGAUGCCAGCUAAUGUAUUGAACGGCAACGUUGUGAUAGAGACCAAGUUCUUCGACGACGAUCUCUUGGUGUCUACCAGUCGAGUUCGUCUCUUCUACGUCUAAGGCUAAAUAUCUAAAUCUCCGAACGGUCCUCAUCUUCAUGUAUACACACAUGCUGUAUAUAACGGGACCAAUCACACAGCGUGCAAGAUUGUAUACAAAAUUGAGAGAACACACAUCGCCAAGUUCUCACGUGCGUUCAACUUUUUAUCAAAUAAGUCAAUUUUUAUGUCUUUUUUCUAUAUUACCUUUUACGUAAUGUAUUAAGUAAGAAGUCAACGAUCUCAUGAUUCUAUAAUGAUAUACGCUCCGUUUCGAUACGGUUCGCAAACUUUUUCCUCGCACGCAGUUUGGAACGCGGCCGAUGAUGAUCCAAUGAGAGAGCUUCUGGGAAUCAACGGGAAAAUAAGUCCCCUCAAUGGGCCAUCGGCUGCGUUUCAGACUGCAUCGGGGAAAAGAGCGCUCGAACCGUUUCGGAACCGAGUAUAGACACAGUUGUGUGUGAACUCGAGCACAUCGUUACGAAAUAAUUGUUCUCGCAUUUCGUUUGCGCGUACGGCCUAUUAUAUAUUUAUUAUGUAAUAAUAGAGAUAGCGAUAUUUUUCACUGUUGGAGAUACAAGGCGCACCUUGUUAACACGUGUAUUUUAUUUAUUACGUACUUAUUACUGGGCAAAUGUAGAGGAGGUUUUUUGUACAUAUUGUGAUACACUACACCACGAGCAA
Molecule: messenger RNA, 1209 nt
Organism: Dinoponera quadriceps
Lineage: Eukaryota; Metazoa; Arthropoda; Insecta; Hymenoptera; Formicidae
Gene: PrBP
Product: retinal rod rhodopsin-sensitive cGMP 3',5'-cyclic phosphodiesterase subunit delta
Exons: 4
Coding region: 104-547 (147 amino acids)
Biological process (GO): sensory perception of light stimulus
Cellular component (GO): cytoplasm
Source: RefSeq, a predicted model, not a curated record